CAGGCAGAGAGCAUUCUUUGGAGAAUGGCGGUCCUGAGAGGUUUUUCCGGCCUAGGGCAAGAGGUCUGUGCCUGGCGCGAGAACGCACUGUCCACCCCUCCGGCCUGGGACUGGGCCGGCGCGCGGACGCUACUAAGAGGCGGUGGCUCCCGCCCCCGCGGCCGGACGUGGCGCCUCCCCUGCGGCCGUGGCCGGAGCCUGGAGGUGGGGUCGGAGCCGGAGCCCGGGGCUCUGAUGUCACCGCGCGGCCGCGAGUGCCCAGGAGCGCGUCUCGGCUGGAGCCUCAGCCUCUGGAGAAGCCGGGUCCUUCCCUCCCGGGCUCGCGCUGUCUCCUGCGCGCGAUCCUUUCCCGACGGUGAACCCAACCGGAAAGGCCGAGAACUGCGCGGGACCGCGACCGUUCCCUCUCGCGCUGCUCCACGUGUCUCUGCCGCCCCCUGCGGCCGCCAGGGCCUGCGCUUCUCUCCCUCCGGCGCGUAGGUCCCAGAGCUUGAAGCCCAGGAUCCAGGGAGCCAGACAGCCUCAGUAUUCAUCUGCGCAGCCAUGGAGGCCCUGGAACCUGGAGAUGACCGCGCCUCCCCGGCCUCGUCCACUAGCGGCCUGGACCUGCGGCAUCUAUCCCUGCACGCGGACUCGGCCUACAGCUCUUUCUCCGCAGCCUCUGGCUGCCCUGAGCCGCUCACGCCGUCGCCAGGGACGGACCUCUUUCCUUACCUAGACUGGGACUAUGUACGCGUGGUUUGGGGCGGCCCGGCCCCCGCCCCCGCCCCGCCCGACGCUGCACUUUGCACAUCCCCGCGGUCACCUUCGCACAUCCCCACGGUCGCCGCCCCCAGUGGGCCGCAGACACCAGAGGUCCUGGGAACCCCAGGGUCACUGAGCAGGCAGGCCACCCCGCUGUUGUACGCUCUGGCGGCGGAGGCGGAGGCCACGGCUCAGGCUGCCGAGCCGCCCAGCCCGCCGGCCUCGAGGGCCGCCUACCGCCAGCGGCUGCAGGGUGCCCAGCGGCGAGUGCUCCGGGAGACGUCAUUCCAGCGCAAGGAGCUCCGCAUGAGCCUGCCCGCCCGCCUGCGGCCCACUGUCCCCGCACGGCCCCCGGUGACGCACCCGCGCUCCGCCUCGCUCAGCCACCCGGGUGGGGAGGGAGAGCCCGCGCGCUCCCGGGCUCCCGCUCCAGGAACCGCCGGCCGGGGUCGCCUAGCCAACAAGCAGCGGAAGUGGUGCUUCUCAGAGCCAGGAGAGCUGGAUCGCGUGGGUCAGGGCGGUGGGCCGGCCGGGGAAUGCCUGGGUGAGGCCUGCUCCAGCUCUGGCCUGGCUGGGCCCGAGCCUUUGGAGUUCCAGCAUCCGGCACUGGCUAAGUUUGAAGAUGGCCAGGUCAGAUGGCUGUCUGAGAGGCAGCCCCAAGGUGCAACGGACCUAGACUCCAGGUCCUUGAAGCUUGGUGAUGUCUAUAGGCCUGCCAGUCGGAGUCGGAGCGCCUCAGGCCAAGUCUUGGGUUCCUGCGGGGGAUCAGGAGGGACCAUUCCGAUUGCCCAGGCUGUUCCCCAAGGAGCAGAAACCCCCAGACCAUUGUUUCAGACCAAACUUUCCAGGUUCUUGCCUCAGAAGGAGGCUGCGGUGGUGCAUCAUGCAGAGGUACCCCAGAGCAGCCCUGCUGACUGUGAGCAGAGGAUCUCAGAGACCUGCACUGUGCCUGCCCAGCUCCCUUCCCUUCCUGAUGAAGUGUUCCUGGAAGAGGCCCCGUUGGUCACAAUGAGAUCACCACCAGACCCCUGUGCCUCCCAGGGACCCCCAGCCAGUGUUCAAGCCUCUGGCCAGCAGUAUGGAACUGUCUCUGGCCAAAGAACUGGCCAGGCUACAGUCCCCCCAGAGUACCUGCUCUAUGAGUGUCCAGGAACUGCAGGGGCAGAUGACUGCUGGCAGGGGGUGAAUGGUUCUGUAGGUAUUUCCAGACCCACAAGCCAUUCCCCCACUGGGACUGUAACUGACGACAUCCCAACUAUUGACCCCAUUGGACUGACCACCAAUCCCCCCACAGCUGCUGAGAGUGACCUCCUCAAACCUCUUCCAGUCGAUGCUUUGGGACUUUCAGGCAAUGAUACCCCAGGUCCCCUUCACAACACUGUCCUGGGCAGGGGCACUGGCCAGCCUGGUUCCAGGCCCACAUGGCCUAGCCAGUGCCUCGAGGAGCUGGUUCAGGAGCUGGCCAGAUUGGAUCCCUCUCUAAGUGACACUCUUACUUCCCAGCCCAUCCCAGAGCCACCCCUGGGCCUGCUGGAUGGGCUGAUUCCUUUAGCAGAGGUCCGGGCUGCAAUGCGGCCUGCCUAUGGGGAGGCUGGAGAGGAGGCUGCUGGUACUUUUGAGUCAGGGUCUUAUCAGCUCAGCUUCACCCAGCCCUUGCCAGCUCCUCAGGAGGAGGCAAGGUUUGAAAACCCUGCCACCGAGCCUGUGCCUGACCAGUCAUGUGGCCAGGAGCUCCCUGUACCAAACGACAGCAUCCAGGGCAAGAAAGUGGAGCUGGCCGCCCUCCUCCAAAAGAUUCUUCAGGACCUUCAUACGGAGCAGGAGCGGCUGCAAGGGGAGGCCCAAGCAUGGGCCAGGCGCCAAGUGGCUCUGGAGGCAGCAGUGCGCCAGGCUUGUGCCCCCCGGGAGCUGGAGCGGUUUAGCCGGUUCAUGGCCGACUUAGAGCGCGUGCUUGGCCUCCUGCUGCUGUUGGGCAGUCGCCUGGCGCGCGUGCGCCGCGCCCUGGCCCGGGUGGCUUCAGACAGCGACGCUGACGAGCAGGCCUCUCUGCUGCAGCGACUCCGGCUUCUGCAGAGGCAGGAGGAGGACGCUAAGGAGCUGAAGGAGCACGUGGCGCGGCGCGAGCGGGCGGUGCGGGAGGUGCUGGCGCGAGCACUGCCGAUGGAGGAGCAGCGCGCCUAUUGUGCCCUGCUGGCCGGCAAGGCCGCGGUCCUGGCCCAGCAGCGCAGCCUGGACGAGCGCAUCCGCCACCUUCAGGACCAACUGGACGCCAUCAGGAACGACCUUGGCCAUCAUUCCCCAUCUCCCAGGCCGGCCCGGCCCCCAGGGACCUGUCCUCCGGAUCAGCCGGCCUUCCCUCUUCUCCUUACCUAGUUAUAGAUGGAGAGGGUGGGGAGCAUCACCCCUACCUCUGUCCCACGUAAGUGGGGUGAUGCUGAUUUAUUCUGUGCUUUUGCCUUCAGGGAUUGGGGAGGACCCAGGCCAGGCCUCUCUAAGAUAUUCCUCCAAAGUGUUCUCAUGUGGCCUUACCCAGGCCUUGUGGGUUAUUUGGUAAUUAAUUUAUGGAUCUUAAGACUGCAGUAUUCCCCCAUUUUGUGAUGACAGUGCGGGGCUGUCAGGGGUUGGUUGGAGGGAGGAGACAAGGGAGAGGCGCACUUAAGGUGCAGAGCAGCCUCUUUUCAAUAAAAAUGGUUAAGA
Molecule: messenger RNA, 3441 nt
Organism: Saimiri boliviensis boliviensis (Bolivian squirrel monkey)
Lineage: Eukaryota; Metazoa; Chordata; Mammalia; Primates; Cebidae
Gene: SHROOM1
Product: shroom family member 1
Biological process (GO): actin filament bundle assembly; cell morphogenesis
Cellular component (GO): cortical actin cytoskeleton; apical plasma membrane; apical junction complex
Molecular function (GO): actin filament binding
Source: RefSeq, a predicted model, not a curated record